AUGCCCAAGCAGGCCCGCACCAAGAAAGCAGGCUCUGCCCGGCCGUCCCGCAACAACCGCAGCGCGACGCCAGCAGACAGGCAGGCCGCAAAGGCCAAGCGCAGGCUCAGGGUCGACGGCGCCACCAGGGCAAAGGACGCCGACGUGCGACUCGCGCUCGACAAGGACAUGCAGACCGUUUACCAGCUCAACCUCACCGGCCAGCCAAUAAUACCGACCAAGUCGACGCCGAGCGAGCCCACCGAUGCUUCACUGGCCGCCCUCGCAGACUCCCUCAGCGGUUUGUAG
This is a messenger RNA of Punctularia strigosozonata HHB-11173 SS5, 288 nucleotides long. RefSeq lists its product as uncharacterized. The record is from RefSeq and is a predicted model, not a curated record. The coding region runs from base 1 to 288 and encodes 95 amino acids. The transcript has 2 exons. NCBI's taxonomy places the organism in Eukaryota, Fungi, Basidiomycota, Agaricomycetes, Corticiales, Punctulariaceae.